This is a messenger RNA of Raphanus sativus (radish), 2328 nucleotides long. RefSeq names its product cytochrome P450 77A4. Bases 657 to 2150 code for a protein of 497 amino acids. Gene Ontology annotation, molecular function: iron ion binding; heme binding; oxidoreductase activity, acting on paired donors, with incorporation or reduction of molecular oxygen, NAD(P)H as one donor, and incorporation of one atom of oxygen. The record is from RefSeq and is a predicted model, not a curated record. NCBI's taxonomy places the organism in Eukaryota, Viridiplantae, Streptophyta, Magnoliopsida, Brassicales, Brassicaceae. Gene Ontology annotation, cellular component: membrane. The transcript is spliced from 5 exons.
GUUCUUCUGAAUCACCCCGCUCCUUCGUUUACUUCCGCUAUAAAUAGCAUCUCUCUCUCUCGAUUCCAUUAUAUUUCAAAGUCGCUUUGUAGUUAAUCAAGUUUUUCUUUCUUCGAAUCUUUAGCAGAAAGCGAUGCUUCUCUCUCUCUACUUUGUCAGCCCAAACAACAUUGGCGUCGAUCUCUCCUUCCUUCAGUCCAGCAAGGAGGAAAAAAGAUUCAACCAGCUCUGACGUUUCAAACAAAAAACGCUCCAUGAAUCGUAGUCUGAUGAUCUUACGUCAAAAAGUGGCAACGUGCUUGUGAAACAAGGAGGAAAAAAGAUUCAACCAGCUCUGACGUUUCAAACAAAAAACGCUCCAUGAAUCGUAGUCUGAUGAUCUUACGUCAAAAAGUGGCAACGUGCUUGUGAAAGUGCUUUGACCAGGUCGUCGUGUCAAGUAAAAGACAUCAUCAACACACAAGGUUGCCAAUAUUGGAUCACUGAUAAAUUGGGUCUAUCGAUUUCGUCUCGCCAAGUCAUGUCAUCACCGUGGCUUUUGCUCCAUCCGAAAUUGAUUUGCAAGAGUACACACUUGUUGAUCCAAACAGUUCUUCUUGAUCAUCGAUCCAACUCCUCCAUUAGAUUUAAGUUCAGCUGAAGAAAAGCGCGCCAAAAUGUUUGAUCUCUUCUUACUUUUCAUAACCGUUUUUGUUUAUACAGUCACGCGAAUACGUCACAAGUCGAAGAAGCGCGUGAACCUCCCACCGGGCCCACCGGGCUGGCCGGUAGUCGGUAAUCUGUUUCAGUUCGCGCGCUCCGGUAAGCAGUUUUUCGAAUACGUAGACGAGAUGAAAAAAACCUACGGCCCGAUUCUCACGCUCAAGAUGGGAAUCCGAACCAUGAUCAUCAUCUCCGACGCGAAUCUCGCGCACCAGGCCUUGAUCGAGCGCGGGGCCCAAUUCGCAACCCGGCCCGUCGAAACUCCGACCCGGAAAAUCUUCAGCUCGAGCGAUAUCACCGUCCAUUCCGCCAUGUACGGUCCCGUGUGGAGAUCCUUGAGACGCAACAUGGUUCAGAACGUGCUGAGCUCGAAUCGGCUGAAGGAGUUCGCCUCCGUGAGAAGAUCCGCCGUCGAUAAGCUCGUGGAGAGGAUCAAAUCGGAGGCCGAGGAGCACGGCGGACUCGUCUGGGUGCUGAGGAACGCUAGAUUCGCCGCGUUCUGCAUCUUGCUCGAUAUGUGUUUCGGAGUCGAGAUGGACGAAGAAUCGAUCGAGAAGAUGGAUCGGAUGAUGACGGAGAUCUUAAUCGCCGUCGAUCCACGGAUCCACGAUUACCUCCCGAUCCUAACGCCGUUCCACUCCAAGGAGAGAAAGCUCGCUCUCGAACUUCGCCGGAAACUGGUGGAGUUCGUAAUCGAGUUCAUCAAGAAGCGGCGAUCGAAAAUUCAGAAUCCCAAUGAAACGGCGUCGUCUUUCGCUUACCUCGAUACGUUAUUCAAUCUCAGAAUCGAUGGAAGGGAAACGACGCCGUCCGACGAGGAUCUUGUGACUCUAUGCUCUGAGUUUCUCAACGCGGGGACUGAUACUACCGGGACGGCGAUCGAGUGGGGAAUCGCGCAGCUGAUCACUAAUCCGAAGAUUCAAUCUCGUCUCUACGAUGAGAUAAAAUCAACGGUGGGAGAUCGAACCGUCGAUGAGAAGGACCUGGACAGUAUGGUCUUUUUACAAGCUUUCGUCAAGGAGAUUCUCCGUAAACACCCGCCCACGUAUUUCACGUUAACUCACGGCGUUACGGAGCCGACGACUCUCUCCGGCUACGACAUUCCCGUGGGAGCCAACGUGGAGUUCUAUCUUCCCGGUAUGAGUGAAGACCCGAACAUCUGGUCUAAACCGGAUAAAUUCGAUCCGGACCGGUUUAUAACGGGGGGAGAAGACGCGGAUUUAACCGGCGUAGCGGGAGUGAAGAUGAUGCCGUUCGGAAUCGGCCGUCGGAUCUGCCCGGGGCUUGGGAUGGCGAUCGUACACGUGGAGCUAAUGAUGGCGAGGAUGGUUCAAGAGUUCGAGUGGAGCACAAACCCAACGGAGAGUGGAGUUGAUUUCUCCGGAAAGUUAGUGUUCGCGGUGGUGAUGAAGAAUCCUUUGAGAGCCAUGGUCAAAGCUAGGGUUUAAGACAAGUCAAUGACUUGACGUGGUUUCGUUAUACCUUCGAUGACUUGCACACCAAGUCUGUCUAAACUUCCUUUUUUUAUCGUUAAGUAAUUUCCUUUUUUAAUUAAACCUGGAUAAUUAAGUAAACCGAAGAGCCGAAGCAGCUUAAAUUAAUAUAAACCUAGAACAAAUACUACUA